GUAAAGGAUGAUUAAAAGCCUUGUGAUGAGAUGAACCGCACAAAGAAAGCCCAUAACACUAUACUUUAGAUUUUGCUGGGCUCCGUUGCUGGAUAAGAAGGCGAAGUUCAUUCAUUAUCAAAGGUGAAAGGGAUAUUUAAAGACGACAUACGAUCACCCAUUGUGCUGUCUGAAGAAAGUGGAGUACCUGGAGGAAUAGUGAUAUAAACAACAAAAUGAUUUAAAGGAGAAGCAAAGGCUAAAACUAAGUUCAUGGAAAACGCCACCUUUUUUUUAAAAAAUCAAGUAAAUUAUUCAUGGAGUGGGGAUCACAAAUGUAGCGAGGAUGGAAAAGAAACUAUUCACAGUACAGAAACGAGGUGAAACACGGGCCCUUUGUUGGGGAAUCGGAAUGAUGGCUUGCUCUGUUAUGAUGUCUUCUGUUUUUGGAUUCACAGUGGUGCCAAAAUAUUUAAAGAGCGUCUGGACUGAAGAAUCAGUUUGCACAGUGGCCAAUUCAUCCUUCAAAGAUAACGUCAGCUGCACUUACAAUACGAAUGCAGAGUGUGAUAAGAGCUCAUAUUACCCCUGCCUUGAAGUGCUUGUAAAUGUGAAUUUCUCACAGGAUAUAUACAUGUUAUAUCACACAGAGGAAACUCCAGAGAUGAAUGACCAGUGCUCAUACAUACCCAAAUGUGACAAAAAUUUCACAGAAGUAAAAAUGCACGUCAAUAUCAUUUAUGAAAACUUCAGGAACAGCCAGCCUUUCACUUGUUUCUACGACCCAAAACGAAGACAGAAGAGUAUCAUUUUGUCACGAAAAUUUGGCUUGAAACUGUUACUUUCGUAUUUCUUCUGGCCUGCUUCCCUGUUCAUCGUUGGGAUUUGUAUUGUAAUUAUGGUGAAGAUAAGUCAAUAUCUGGCCAUGGUGUCUAUGCAGUGCAACAAACUCAUUAUUAGAUAAUUUGCUCUCUUUCUGAAUAUUUCAGGGGCACUUACGUUUACUCUACAAACAUACCACUUUUUUUUUUACUUAAAUACAGUAAUAUACAGUAGAUGCAUAAAAUCAAGCCAACGGCAAAAAGCUGGAUGGAUGUUUGGCCUUGAUUUCAUAUAAUCAUUCAGGGGCUGAUUUAUCAAAGGUCGAAUAUUUAAAGGAGAACUAAACCCCCCAUUGUGAUAAGUCCCCACUGAC
Xenopus laevis (African clawed frog) is the source of this 1174-nucleotide messenger RNA. It is a transcript of the gene kcnmb1.L, whose product is annotated as potassium channel subfamily M regulatory beta subunit 1 L homeolog. Gene Ontology annotation, cellular component: membrane; voltage-gated potassium channel complex. Gene Ontology annotation, molecular function: potassium channel regulator activity; calcium-activated potassium channel activity. Lineage: Eukaryota; Metazoa; Chordata; Amphibia; Anura; Pipidae. The record is from RefSeq and is a predicted model, not a curated record. The transcript has 5 exons. Bases 326 to 943 code for a protein of 205 amino acids. Gene Ontology annotation, biological process: detection of calcium ion; potassium ion transport; potassium ion transmembrane transport.